ACCAGAGAUUGAAGCAAGUGGCGGUUGCUGAGAAAGAUCGGGCCAGGGUGACCAAGGGCCUACCAGAUGUGGUGGCUAUCAUGGAGAAUAAAUCUCUGUGCUUGACCUGCUUCGCUGACGGUGCCCCUGCCCCAGAGAUGAUCUGGCUGAGGAACGACAAAGGCAUCGUCUCAGGGGGCCAGUUCAACAUCGCCAACGAGAAUAAGUGSAGCACUCUGACCGUCAACAGUGUGACUAGCGAGGAAUCAGGCAACUACUGCAUCUUUGWGCGCAACCAGUACGGCACUCAGACGGUCRACGUGACCGUGASCGUCURCAAGCAUGGCGAGAAGCCCCCGCACGAUGCAGYGGAGAUGUAAGGAAGGAAGGAGCGUUGGUUUUGUUGCACUAAGAGACGAUUACAACUGGGUACCAGACGUCAAUUCAAUGUAUUUUCAACGCUGGUUCCACAUGACAUGAGAACAACGUUGAUUCAACCAGUGUGUGCCCAGUGGGUUGUGUUUGUGUGGUGGUUGAGCCAGUUCGUUUUCAUGGGGUUAAAUUGGAGUUAAUGGGGAGUGAAAUGCUAGAAGCGGUUAAUUUGUGGCAUUGGGAUGUAGCAAUGACUAAGAAGUUACUUGUGCUAGAGGGAAUGCAGUCAAUUAGGACAAUUUGAGGUCCAGUCAAAACUGCAACAACCUGUAUUCUUGUGUCAUUAGACUACCAGUAAAUAUCCCAAGAGUGUCAGCUACAAUUUUAUGAUGUCGCCCCUUUCUUUCUGGAGCAAUUUAAUAAUAGGACCUGUGAGCAGGGACUAGAAAGCUCUGAAGUAGGAUUCAUUGGCCAAGGCGAGCACGUUAAAGUUUCAUUUCAUGUCUUGACAGCAGCAGACUUGAUGCCAAUUGCAAUUAUCUCCCAUGUUGUAUUUCACUAGAGGUGUCAUGUUAGCCAUGUACACGGAGCAAAUCACAUCGGUGCACGACACGUCAAGUUCGUUUUUCUAUAUCAACCUAAUUUAUGCUCUGACCUCCCUGUAAUAAGGCUGUAAUCUCACUCACUCAGAGUCGGCACCUGCAGCUCAAGUAGGUUUAUUAGCCUGUCCGCUCUCCACAUACAGCGUUUGUCAUAUCAUGUGUCUCUGCAAUCGCUUCUAAUAAAGCUGCUAAGAAAGUGAUUUGAUCUUGGUGGCUUGACACCGUUUCAUUCACCUCCAACAUGCCUCUGAUGUUAUUGUGUGCACUGUUUGAGAUGUCUGCCAGAGKGAUUCGUCAUUCAAUGWUUAUUAGAAACAUCUCAUAGAAGUGCGGKAAAGUAUUAUGCAAUUAAAGAGUAGCUACAAUAUGUCUUCUGAACUGAUAGAAGAGCUCUUGUCCAAGGUGUCAUUCACCCAUUGCCUGGCUAAACAGUGGAGUAGAUUUGAACACUGUUUUUAGGAAGAUUCCACAGGACAUCAGACCUGGGUUCGAAUACUAUUCAAACAGUUUCAGAGUUUGCUUUAGCCUGYCCAAAGAGCCAUGUGGCCUGGUUUGCACUUUUGCACUGAUUUUAUCGGUUCCAUUGUGCUAGGCAAGCUCGAUAAAGCCCAGUUGAAGUAUUCAAAAUUAUUUCAGAUAGCAAUUUAAACACAGGUCUGUAUUUAGGACAGUAUUGCAAUAGGUGCUCAGACACAAACUUGAGAUCUGCGUGACAGAAGUUUCAGAAGCCAAUCUAUUGGGAUGAGUAAAACCCAUGCAUAUGUCAUUUUAUGGCUCAGACAUAACGUACUCUUCCCCAUCCCAAGACAACUGGAAGUUGGGGUCAUGCCAGACAGAUGUAAGCGAACUCUGGGUUGUUCAAACAAU
Messenger RNA from Salvelinus sp. IW2-2015, 1820 nucleotides. Its product is annotated as myomesin-3-like. The record is from RefSeq and is a predicted model, not a curated record. Gene Ontology annotation, molecular function: protein binding. Lineage: Eukaryota; Metazoa; Chordata; Actinopteri; Salmoniformes; Salmonidae.